AUUUACAUCAUAUAUAUGCAGACAAACGAUGCAACCCUCCAAGCCCCAACUUCAACCAAACCCCUUUUUCUUCACAUCACACCGGCGUUAAAGAUUCCGUCCACUUCUCCGAUCUCUUCUCCGGCGACUUUUCAAUCUCCCUCAUCGGGACGAUGGGAAGAGAAUGAGGAGCUAGAAGCGGCGAUCAUGUCCGUGUCGAUUUCCAAGUGCUUCUCCGAUUUACUCUGCCAGGAGGAUUCCUCCGGCGUCUUGUCCGGCGAGUCGCCGGGAUGUUCUUCCGACCUCGAUUGUACAGCCUGCGUCGAGGAAUCUAUUGCCGCUUUAAUAGAGGACGAGCGGCACUUCGUCCCCGGUUACGACUACUUGUCCCGCUUCCAGUCUCCGUCGCUGGACGCCGCCGCUAGAUUAGACUCUGUUGCAUGGAUUCUUAAGGUUCAAUCCUACUACGGUUUUCAGCCGUUGACGGCGUAUCUCUCCGUCAACUAUUUGGAUCGCUUCCUUUGUUCUCGCCGUUUGCCGCAAACAAAUGGGUGGCCUCUGCAACUCCUCUCGGUUGCUUGCCUCUCACUGGCUGCUAAAAUGGAGGAACCUCUGGUUCCUGCUUUACUGGAUCUUCAGGUUGAGGGGGUUAAAUAUAUAUUUGAACCAAGAACAAUAUGCAGGAUGGAAUUGCUGGUGCUGAGGGUAUUGGAUUGGCGGCUGCGUUCUAUAACGCCGUUCAAUUUCAUUGCGUUCUUUGCUUGCAAGCUCGAUCCCUCCGGGGAUUUCAUCGGCUUUCUUAUUUCGCGAGCUACAGAAAUUAUACUAUCGAAUAUCCGAGAGGCUAUGUUUGUGGAGUACUGGCCAUCGUGUAUAGCGGCGGCCGCGUUGCUUUGUGCAGCAAAUGAAGUCCCGAAUUUGUCUGUUGUCAAUCCAGAACAAGCCGAAUCGUGGUGCAGUGGUCUAAGGAAAGAAAAUAUCACCGGUUGCUACCGGUUAAUGCAAGAGAUUGUGGUUGAUAGUAGCCGGAGCAAGUGCCCCAAAAUCUUACCUCAGUUUAGAGUGACAGUCCGCACUAGAAUGAGAUCAAGGGACUCACCCUCCUACUCCUCCUCUUCAUCAUCUUCGUCAUCACCAAACAAAAGGAGAAAAUUAAACCACAACCACUGGGUAGAUGAUGACAAAGGUAACACCGAAGAAUGAGGAGUCAAACAAAAAAAAAUUGGCCCACAACUUUGUCUAGAAAAGAAAAAAAAWGGGUAGAAUCCUCGAUAUUUUUUGGGAGGGUUUAGAGGUUAAUUAACAUAACUAGAAUGGUGAGUGUUAAUUAUAGUAUAUAGUUGUAUGGAAUCUCAGAGUUCGGUGAGCUGGGAGAUCUCAAUAAUUUAUUUAUUUUAUUUACUUUUUUUGUUGGUGGGCAAUUGCCAUUCAUUAAUGGCUUUGCAGAUUCCCAAGGGGGAAUGGAAGGGAAGGGGUUUGUUUGAUUUUUAGGGAAAUGGCGAGAGAGCGUUGAAUAAGUGGAGUCGUGUAGUGUGAAAGAAAAGAGUUGGGGGGAAAUUGAGGAUUUCAAAUUCUGCAACUGGGCAGUGAGUGGGACCUACUCUUGCCUAGAGAAGAGAAAUCAUCAAGUGGGCGGUGGCAUAUGGAUUGAAGUUUGAAGUUUGAAGUCAGAGGUGGUAGCAUUCGGCAUUUGCAUCAAAGUUUUCCCAUCUCCAACAACUAUAUUUUGCUCCCCAAGGUAUGGGCAGUAAAUAAAUUGACAGGUGGCUCCAAUUUACGACUUUGAGUGGUGUGGUUAUGCACACGCUUUUUGGUGCGUGGCAUGCUCUUCUCUUGUGUCAUGUGUGUGUACUGAACUGGAAGUGCAUCUUUUUUUUUGGUACGGCCUUUAGAGCCAAUUCGGCCCGGCCCUUCUGAGUUCUGAGUUGUUCUCUUCUCACACGUAUAUGUUGGUCAUACAUGUGUGACAAUUUUUAUUCUCUCUUUUUUCUUUUUUUCCUCACUUUUAAUUUAUUUAUUUUUCACGGAUCCAAAAAAUCCCAUGUAUACGAAAGGUCUUUGGGGCCUUUGAAUGCUUGUUGUAUUGGUUUCAAUCAAUGUGAUUAAUUUUCACUCAUUUCUCUGUC
Molecule: messenger RNA, 2105 nt
Organism: Momordica charantia (bitter melon)
Lineage: Eukaryota; Viridiplantae; Streptophyta; Magnoliopsida; Cucurbitales; Cucurbitaceae
Product: cyclin-D1-1
Source: RefSeq, a predicted model, not a curated record